AUGACAGACAUUCAUUACAACGAGCAAGCUCUGCUCGAUCAGCUCAUGCUGUGCACAGAAUAUGUAGAUAGAGCAGAGAGAUACGAACUCCUUGGUCCCAUUUAUCGCCUUAUUAUACCAAUUUACGAAAGGAGAAAGGAUUACCAAGCACUCCUUACCGGUUACCAACAUUUGACCAAGGCGUACGCAAAGGUCAUCGAAGUUACAAAUUCUGGGAAGCGAUUGCUCGGAAGAUUUUAUCGCGUGGCGUUCUUCGGAAAGGCGCACUUCGGCGAGGAUGAAGAAGGCAUCGAGUUUAUUUAUAAAGAACCUAAACUGACGUCAUUGAGCGAGAUAUCAGAAAGACUUCAACAGUUUUAUGAACAGAAAUUGGGUUCGGGCUGCGUUAAGAUGAUUAUGGAUUCGGCGCCGGUAAAUCGUGACGAAUUAGACACCAAACUAGCGUAUAUCCAAGUGACCUGGGUUCGGGCAGCGCCCGAAGGUAUGCUGGCCUGCUCAUCGAGUGCUGAGGGUUCCUUCGAAAGAGCUCAUAAUAUCAGACGAUUCGUGUUUGAAACACCAUUUACGAGAGAUGGCGCUGCAAGAGGACCUGUACAUCAUCAAAGAUUGAGGCUUACACAUCUUACAGCCGAAAACUGGUUUCCAUACGUCAAACGGCGUAUACCGGUGAGCGAAUGUCAAGUUGAGGAGAAGAGUCCAAUAGAGGUCGCAGUCGCUGAAAUGGAGAGUCAAGUCAAUGAACUGAAUGAGAUCGUCCACGCUAAGACGCCUGAUUUGAAGAAGUUGCAACUCAGACUUCAAGGCAGCGUGUGCGUCCAAGUAAAUGCGGGUCCGAUCGCGUACGCGAACGCAUUUCUUGAUCCAACGCUCGCGCCCAUGUAUCCUGAUGACUUGGUGGACAAACUCAAGGCUACUUUCAAAGAGUUCCUAACCGUAUGUCACUCGGCCUUGCAACUUAACGCUAAACUGAUCAGUUCCGACCAACACUCCUACCACGAGGCUCUUGAAGCGAAUUAUCUCAAACUGAGCGAUUCUCUUUCUUCACUCUUAGGACAACCCUUACACGACAUACUCGUCAACGGUAACCUGAGUACCACAGUUACUGGCGUGGAACUUGAUUGUAGUAAUGCUUAG
Pieris macdunnoughi is the source of this 1134-nucleotide messenger RNA. The record is from the annotation of a GenBank genome assembly. Lineage: Eukaryota; Metazoa; Arthropoda; Insecta; Lepidoptera; Pieridae.